Diuraphis noxia (Russian wheat aphid) is the source of this 910-nucleotide messenger RNA. RefSeq names its product glutathione S-transferase 1-1-like. The record is from RefSeq and is a predicted model, not a curated record. Gene Ontology annotation, molecular function: glutathione transferase activity. Gene Ontology annotation, biological process: glutathione metabolic process. NCBI's taxonomy places the organism in Eukaryota, Metazoa, Arthropoda, Insecta, Hemiptera, Aphididae.
UAUAACCGGCGAGCCGGCACCGGCAUUAAACAGUCAGUCGACGUACACGCUACUCACUAACCAUUUCAAUUUCUUUUCCAACGUCAAAACUCAAACCGACCGAUACAGAAUGCCGAUCGAUUUUUACUACACUCCUGGUAGUCCACCAUGCAGAUCCGUUUUGCUUACUGCCAAAGCUUUGGGUUUGGAAUUGAACUUGAAAACUUUAGAUCUUCACCACGGUGAACACUUGAAACCAGAAUUCGUCAAGCUAAAUCCUCAACAUUGUGUACCAACACUGGUGGACGGUGACUUAGUUUUGUGGGAGAGCCGUGCAAUAAUCGUGUACUUGGUUCAAGCUUACGGAAAAGACGAUUCACUGUUCCCCAAAGACCCGAAGAAGCAAGCGUUGGUAAAUCAAAGACUGCAGUUUGACGUCAGCACCUUGUACCCAGCCUUUUCCGAUCAAUACUACCCGUGGAUUUUCGCUGGAGUACCGAAAAGUGACGACAAAGAGAAGAAAAUCCACGAAGCACUCGCGUUUUUGGAUAUCUUUUUGGGAUCGUCCACUUGGGCUGCCGGUAAUUCAGUGACUGUGGCCGAUAUAGCUUUGGUCGCUUCUAUUUCGACCUUUGAGGCUGUCGGCAUUGACUUGAAGAAGUACGCCAACAUCUCCAAAUGGUUUGAAAAGUCCAAGAGUACAUUAAUAGGAUACCAAGAGGCUAAUCAAAAGGGAAUCGAUGGAUUCAAAAUCAUGGUAAACAACCUCACCAAGAAAUAGGCGUCUACACUUAAAUGCGUUUAUUCCGAUCAGAUUCAGAUUUCGUGUUCCGUGUUCUGAUUACACCAUUUUCGUUUUACACUAUUCAAUGGUAUAAUAUAAAUUAUUGCUUUUUAAAAAUUAAAAAUUAUAAACAAACACUUUUUUGUA